Molecule: messenger RNA, 3806 nt
Organism: Blastomyces gilchristii SLH14081
Lineage: Eukaryota; Fungi; Ascomycota; Eurotiomycetes; Onygenales; Ajellomycetaceae
Exons: 2
Coding region: 440-1303 (287 amino acids)
Source: RefSeq, a predicted model, not a curated record
GGUUGAAUCAAUAAUUAAUACGAAUAACAUAUGCAAAAAGAGACCCUGUGAAUUUUAAUGUCCGGGGCUUCAGGAGUUGUAAUAUUAACCAACUACAGAAUAGAGCUGUCAAACCUCAGAUCUGGAGUUGCGCUAGAAGUUGAGACUGCUUAAAUCAACUUUUUCCAUUCAAAAGUCAAUUUUGAAUUUUCGAAGCCAGUGGUUAUCGAACAAAAAACAUCGUCAUCUCUCCCGAACCCGGAUAUUGUCCAUCAGCUCAAUGUGCUCGCCUCUAACCAUGACCAUGCCUCUUCACUCAGGAAUGUGUGUGCCUCGAACCUAGCUUCCUCCACGGGAACUACACCGGUAAUGCGCGGAAACGGCCACCCUAACAGUUCUCAGAAGAUCACGGAAGCCCUAUAAUGAGGGAAGCCGACUUAUUUCCCUCCUACUAUUAUCCAUGUGUAUUAUUUUAUGGCAUCGAAACACGCCCGUUAUGACCAGGUUCCUCUUUCUCUCCGCUGUCGUUUUUACGUCGGUUGUAUGUCAAUCUCUUGUACCAACUACCGGCUCGGCGACAUUUCCUGAGUGCGCUGUUGGGUGUCCGCUGCUCCAGGAGGCACAGGCGAACUGCGUCCCUCCAGCAGCGCCGGUAACAGAUCAAGCCACCUAUAGGUCGUGCUUUUGCCAAUCCAGCCUCCUACAGGCCCUCCAUAGCUCUCCCAAUGGAGUCUGCGACGCCGUAUGUCCGCCGGCGGAGCUAAAUACACUGCAACAGUGGUAUGCAGGACUCUGUGCAACAGGCAACCCCGAAGUGACCCAAACAACCACAACACUCGCCACAUCCACCACGACGUCGUCCAAUGCGGGACCGGAUCCUGGGACCGAAACAUCUUCAAAAGUGCAUUAUGAAGCCCCGCCAAGUUGGUUCUCCACCCACUGGCGGUGGGUAGUAAUGAUAAUUGUAUUAGCCAUCGGAUUUACCGCUCUUACUCUCCUCUUGGUUUAUUUAAAACGUCGUCAUAAGCGUAAGCGGGCUUACCAAGCGCCUUUCACUCCAGCCCAAUCCGCUGUGGCUGAUGGAGAUGGCGGCCGGAGCAACUAUAGCGGCCGUCAACCAACCUCCAGAAACUUAGUCGCAGCAGCUCUGGGAGACGAUACAUGGGGUCCACAGCAACAUCUUGCACAUCCACCCACCAAGGGUCUUGAAAACGAUGUCUCUUCCGCCGGAACACAUAGAGGGAUAGAGCCUGGGCAAUUCACCCGUGCACAUCCGAGGAGUAGGAAUAUGCGAGGACAAUCUCCUUCAAAGGAACAGCUAUGACAUUGCAGUGCCUGCUACAUAAGCCUCAAGUUGAAAAGAAAGACAUGGGUUUUUAACGCAUAGUUGGGUCCAGGGGACAGACAGCCUGAUGUUGCGAAGAUCAACUCACAACAAGAAGAUAGGUGAAACCGGCGAACUUUUUUCUUCUCAGAUGGAGAGUUAAUCGCGCGGGCAUCGAAAUGAGUUUAUCAAAAGGAGUCCCACGUCGAUAUGAUUACUGUUGGAAUAACCUGUCUUUAACAAUUUUGUCCGCUCCAAUCCGGAGUUUAUCAUAGCUUAAUUGGUUGGUUUGGCCGUGCUCAUUGCUUGACAAUUAUGGCCGCCACAUCAACCCUUUUUAUUACCUCCCCCCCACGCAAACAAUUGGGUGUUUGGAGACACGCAUGCAGGCAUGGAAUACAUACAUAUCCCGCAUAGUUAUGCCUAGGUAUAUCUAGAACACCUGAAUAUCUAAUAUCCGCGAAUCCCGUUUCUAUUGGUCAGAUUGAGCAUUCAAGAGGAGAGAGAGAGCUUGCUCGUGCAGAAGGCUGCAUUGCAAGAUCAGAGUUCGCAGAACUAUUUAUUACUGAAGAAUUUUUAUGUAAUGGUUAUGCUGACUAUCUUCACCUCCUCCUCUGGUUUUUCUUUGUACGUCUUGACGUUUUCAAUCUUAUGUACCACGUCAAGCCCCUUAACCGCCCGCCCAAAUAUCGUAUGUUUCCCAUCGAGCCAUGGUGUCUUCUCGGUUGUGAUAAAAAAUUGACUUCCAUUUGUAUUCGGGCCGGCAUUCGCCAUCGAGAGCGUGUACGGCUUGUCGUGACGAAGUGUCGAGAACUCGUCUUCAAACUCGCCGCCCCAAAUCGACUCACCCCCUGUACCGUCGCCAAGCGGGUCACCAGCUUGGAUCAUGAAUUUGCGAAUCACCCGGUGGAAUAUAGUAUUGUUGUAGUAACCAUUGCGUGCGUGGGUGACGAAGUUCUCCACGGUUUUGGGAGCUGCGGAAGGGAAAAGCCUAAGGUGGAUAUCGCCUAGAGUGGUAUGAAGCACUGCAGCUGUGCCUGUUUCUGCUGGUUUGGCUGCGGUAGCGGCAGUAUCUUCACGCGUCCCAACGGGCUUCUCAUUUUGUACAUCUCGACUGGACUUGGAAACUUCCGUUUCAUUUGUGAAGAGAUAGAAACGGACCUUAGCAAAGCCGGUACUGGCGAGCAUAGGAUCCCGUUCUUCCGCUUCUUGGAGUAAAGGAUUUGCACUGGCGGCCAUCGAAACUGUUACCACCCCUUUUUUCUGCGGUUGCCCUUGAUAGAUAGCAAGGUUGAGAGCACGAAAUGGUUCAUCUUUACCAAAGACUCUCACAACGCGAUUUGUGAAUGUGUUGAUGCAUUUUAUCCCCAUAAUAGAGCCGUACAUCACAAAGUGGCCCGACUCGUCAAAGAUCACAUUAAUCUUCGGCGCAGUAGCGGGGUUCUCAAGUCCCUUCUCAAUUGCUAUCCGCCGCCCAAACUCGAUUUCCUCGAGCUUAUAGAGUGCCGUUCCAGCCUGCUGCAUUUCGGUGAGUGUCGUAAUAGAUUCAUCAUAGGAGCGGUAUAAUUUGCCAGUUGGGAAGUCAAAUACUCUGACCUGCCUGUCAGGAAAGGAGAAAGUCGCGAAUUGGUGACCUGAUGGGGAUAUCGUAAUGGAAGAUGGAACCGACUUGGAUUUUUUGAAAACGAAGAGAUUGGUGGAAGAUUUCAGUUCAAACACAUUGUCUGGCUUUUCGUAUGAAGUGUGUGGUCGCCAGUAUUCGACCAUGCCGGUUUCAUCUGCAGAAAUCACACAGUCAUAUGCAUCAUUAAAGGCCAUGGCGACAACCGGGAACCGAUGGAUUGAUGUUAACGUGUGGAUGGGCUGAGGGUUUUCUCCUCGUCCGUCGUAAAUCAUAAUGCCGCUACUAGAAUCGCAGCUCACAGCCAACAGAGGCAACGAUGCGCCUCGUUUAUGUACCCAACAUACACACCUCGGGACAUAAUCCAAUGUUAUUACAGCCAGGAGAUCUACAGCUUGUUAGUGCCGAAACUUUCCAGCAUGUCCAAUGGUAGGGAGGGAAUGAAGCUCCUACCGAACGUAAUCACAUCGAAUAUUUUAACCGUUUUAUCUACUCCAACUGUUGCGAAGCUCCUCCCAUCUAGGCUCACACUCGCCCCCUUCAACUCUCCAAUAUGGGCUCGGAAUUCCUUCACAAACUCUACACCAACAGGCAUUUUCUUCCAAAAUUUAACCACCCCAUCAAUAGAGCUCGUAAUAAGGAAGUCGGUAUGAGGAGUUAAGGUAACGAAGGAGAGUUGGUCCUUGUGCAUUAAGGAUUUUGAAUAUCGGGCUGAAACUGGGAGAGCAUUUACAUAGACCUUUUCGUAGGGUAGCUUUCGUCGCUUCUUUUUGGGUAUGGCGGAAGGUAAAGCAGGGCCAAAAUCGUCUUCUGAUGACGAGGAUUCAUCUGUUAUGCGCCAUUGUCAGCUACAUUUUUCUCGUUCUAUAUUUCAUAUCGGAG